This is a messenger RNA of Cotesia congregata, 1044 nucleotides long. The record is from the annotation of a GenBank genome assembly. NCBI's taxonomy places the organism in Eukaryota, Metazoa, Arthropoda, Insecta, Hymenoptera, Braconidae.
AUGUAUUAUGCAAUUGAUUUUGUUUUUCUUUUUUCAAGCUGUAAGAUAAAAGCUCUCCGUGCGAAGACCAACACGUACAUAAAGACACCAGUCCGAGGCGAGGAGCCAGUGUUCGUGGUGACAGGCCGUAAGGAGGACGUAGCCCGUGCCAAACGCGAGAUACUCUCAGCAGCGGAGCACUUUUCACAGAUCCGCGCCUCGCGCAAGAGCUCCCUGGGGGCUUUAUUGGGAGCACCACCAGGUCCACCGACUUCAGUCCCAGGGCACGUGACAAUUCAGGUACGCGUGCCAUACAGAGUUGUUGGUUUGGUAGUGGGCCCCAAGGGGGCGACGAUCAAGAGGAUCCAGCACCAGACUCACACCUACAUCGUGACACCGAGCCGCGACAAGGAGCCCGUCUUCGAGGUGACCGGCCUGCCAGAGAACGUCGAGGCGGCCAGACGAGAAAUAGAGGCUCACAUCGCCUUACGCACCGGCUCAACCAACGGCCCCGGAGGUCUUGCCGGCGACGAAGUUGACUUGCUCGGCGCCCUCUGUCGCGGAGGACUUGGCUCAAUCUUGGGCAGCCUGGACCCUCCCGGUUCAAACGGCUCCAACGGAUCCACCAGCGGCGCUUUCUCCAGCAGCGGAAGCUGCAGCAGUUCCUCCAGCAGUUCCGGAGCUCCGGGCCUGAACGACCUGGUGGCCAUCUGGGGUGCGGGGAUCGACCGCGACGAAGGACUUGGAGACUCUCCCUCAUUCGAGUCCCAGACCGCGUCAGCUUCCUCGAUCUGGUCCUUUCCAGGAGUGACUUUGCCAUCUCGGCCGUCGCCUCCGGCCUCUGCCAGCCCCGCCAGCCCCACAGACUCACUUCUUGGAACCGGGAGCGCCGGUGGCCGUCGCGAGUGCGUAGUUUGCGGCGACAAAGAGGUUACUGCUGCUCUGGUGCCAUGCGGACACAAUUUGUUCUGUCUGGACUGCGGGAACCGCGUCUGCGAGAGCUCCGACCCCAGCUGUCCUGUUUGCUCGCGACCUGUUCUUCAGGCUCUGAGAAUUCUCUCUUAA